AUGCAUUAUUUGAAGACAUUCACCAAAGAUGAAGCACACCAGCUUAUUGGAAACAUGUCAUCCACUGAUGAGUCAUUUGAGCCCGCAUGGAACCUUUUGAAAAGCCGCUAUUCCAAUCCUCGCCGCGUUGUAUCAUCACAUCUUGAAGACCUGCUGGUUGGUGAGUCUGUUCCCGCUAGAUCAGCCGCUAAAUUGGAUUCCUUGUUACUAUCCAACCAAAAGGCUCUGGAUUCCAUCAAGGCCCAAGGAGUUCCAGUAGAUCACUGGGACCUGAUAAUCAUACACCUGACGCUACGCCGCUUGCCGCCCGCCGUUAGAGAAGAUUGGGAGACCAGCCUGGGUCUUACUGAUAACAUGCCGACUUACGUUCAGCUCCACGAGUUUCUCAAGUCCAAAGUCAGGGCUUGGGAGAACUUGGAACCCGCUUCGGAACCCAAGAAGCAAUCUGAAGGUCAUAAAUCCGGAGGCUCACGCAGUAAUAAACCUCAGAAGACAACAUCCUCUUACACCGCUACUCAAUACAAAGCAAAGCCCAGAAGAAAUUGCUCGCUGUGCCCUGAGGAACAUUACAUGUUGUUCUGUCCAAUCUUUAAUGCCGCUACUUUGGAGGAACGAAUCGACAUAGUCGAAAAAUACCGCCUGUGCUACAAUUGCUUGGGCCCGCAUCGCGUCGCUGAUUGUAAGACCGCUCAAGGAUGCAGGAAGUGCAGUCAACGUCAUCAUACUUCCAUCCAUCGAGAUACACCGCCUAAAUCUGCACCACAGACACUUGCAGACAACACACAAGAUCCGCUUUCCGCUCAAGUAUUGCUAGCUACCGCUUUAGUCCAGGUCCGCCCACAUCAUGGUAAUCCAAUCACCGCCAGAGUGUUGAUUGAUCAAGGUUCAGAGCUCUCAUUUAUGAGACAGUCGCUCUUCAAGAAGCUUGGACAACCGCUACAACGUGACAUGGUCAUGCUCAAGGGCAUUGGCAAUGUCACCGCAGGAAGCUCACUAGGUGUGAGCACAAUUGAGCUUCGUUCGCUGUGUACGACCGCAUCAAUGCAUGUCAGCAUGCAUAUUCUACCAACACUGACGGUAGAUCUUCCAUCGUUCGUGAUCGCUGAUCCGAAAUGGCCGCAUCUUGAGAAUCUCAAGCUCGCUGACCCGCAGUAUCUACAGCCACGCCCUGUAGAUAUUAUUCUAGGUGCAUCACCAGCCGCACAGAUCAUGAACGCAGAGAUUCAACAAGGACCUCGCAAUGCUCCUAUUGCACAAUCCACCACGCUUGGUUGGAUUGUCUAUGGGGCUGUCACCGCUAAACACGCUUCAACAUCACACGCAGCACUACAUGCGUCAGAAGAAGUUCCAUCAGGAAAUUCACCGCUCAACACCGCUGAAGAAGACGAAUGUGAAAUUCACUUUCGUCAAACGCAUUAUCGACAGCCUGAUGGACGCUACGUAGUGAGAUUACCGCUUAAGGCCCUUGAGAGUCAACUUGGCGACUCUAUCAACGCAGCUAUGGGGUCACUCCGCAGAUUAAUAACUCGCUUGUCGCGAGAAAGAGAAUAUUCUGACAUGUAUCGUGCAUUCAUGGCAGAAUACAUUCAACUAGGACACAUGAUACGAGUACCAGUCAACGAAUUGCCCGCAAACGCUUACUUCUUGCCUCACCAUGGGGUAUUGGAGCUUGAUAGUGCCACUACGAAGCUCCGCACAGUGUUCAAUGGUUCCUGUGCAACAUCUACAGGAAUUUCAUUGAACGACAUUCUCCACGCAGGACCCAAAACGCAAAUUGACAUUUUUGAUGUGAUGUUGAGAAUCCGUUGCAGCAGGAUUCUAUUCGCUACUGACAUCACCAAGAUGUUCAGACAGAUUGAGGUCGACUCGCUUGAUUGGCCGCUUCAGUGCAUUCUCUGGAUAGAUGAGAAUGACUUAAUAGACGCUUACUGUCUCAAGACAGUCACAUACGGAACCGCUAGUGCACCUUUUAACGCAGUACGUGUGCUUAUCCAACUAGUAAAGGAUGAAUGA
Cotesia glomerata is the source of this 2013-nucleotide messenger RNA. RefSeq lists its product as uncharacterized. The record is from RefSeq and is a predicted model, not a curated record. NCBI's taxonomy places the organism in Eukaryota, Metazoa, Arthropoda, Insecta, Hymenoptera, Braconidae. Bases 1 to 2013 code for a protein of 670 amino acids. The transcript is spliced from 3 exons.